Vollenhovia emeryi is the source of this 1144-nucleotide messenger RNA. RefSeq lists its product as uncharacterized. Bases 51 to 896 code for a protein of 281 amino acids. The record is from RefSeq and is a predicted model, not a curated record. The transcript is spliced from 2 exons. Lineage: Eukaryota; Metazoa; Arthropoda; Insecta; Hymenoptera; Formicidae.
UAAUAUUCUAUUUACGCACAUUGCCUGUGUUCUCAGACGGGGUCCAGACAAUGGCAGCCUACGAAGUUGCCGUAGACCCGCUUGAGCUGUAUCAAUUAUCGCCUAGGAUUAACGUGAUGGGAAUAAUCAAGGCAUUCGAGGAUCGUUGCUUCGCUGUAUAUCGACGAUUACGCACGGAUCCGCAAUGCCAUCCAAAAUUGCACGAUUACGUGCGAUCUUUCGAUCUCAACCGAGAGGAUUUUAUACGUUACAUGAUAUUGCAUUGCUUCCAACCGGAAUAUGAGUACUAUGCGUACGAACUGACGCUGAUAUUCUUCUACCACUUUGGUUGGGAGAACAAGAUGAUGGCAUACGAAAACGUAAUACGCAUCACCGCCGAGGCAUUGCAGAUUGCUCUGUUAUACGAGGACCAUUUUCCCAAGCAUACGUUCACUACGUCUCUAUACGCCGUCGUGCAGUUCUGCAAGAUCUUCGAAAGUAACAUGCUCGAAAAUUAUAAGGCGAUUCGCCAUAUCCUGCUAAAGACGCUGUCCUCUAUAAAACUUACGGUUAACAGGACGUACUACCGCAACGCCUACGAUCUUUUCCUCAAUUCUAUUCGAGUUUUGGAUCCGCACAUGUUGAGAACGACGUACUACUCAAAGAUCUACGACUAUGUUUUCGUGUACAUUUAUACUGUACACCCUAAGACAUGUGUGGCCCAACAAAACGACUGCAUUUGUUGUAAAAGUAUGUACUGCAAGUAUCAUGAUUCGCUUAUUCAGAAGAAACUUGCUGCAAGACAAAAAUUGAUGUACAACGCAUAUUUGUUCAUACGCGAAUGCUUGAAGAUAAGCAUCCCAGUGAUAUACAAUUCUUUCGACCGACUACAGCAAAAGUUAUGCCAGACAGAUUAGAUUUAAAAAACAUGUGAAGGAAGUAUCUACAUAUCUAUUUUCCGUAAUUUUAUAUGAAACAGGACGGCACUAUCUUUUUCUCAACGAUACUGUCUGCUUUGAUCAAAAUAUAUCUUGUUUUAAUCUGUACUAAUGUAGAUAUUCUGUGAAGUGUUUUAUAACAAUGAUUUUCUGCAUUUGAAAUCAAAAGGAACUGAUGCUUUCUUAGUUUCCUAUUAAUAACUACAUUUUAGUCCGAUUAUUUUGUA